AUGUCGAAGGAGGUGUCGGGCCAGCCGGAGGGCACCACCCUGCUCGAAUGUAUCGAGACGGGCGCUGUCCCGUUCCCCGAGCGUAUGACCUACGUUCGGUGGCUUGAAUGGCGUAAAGAGACCGGGUCGCGGCCGGUCAAACGGCGCGAUGGCCGGUCUACCUCCACGACGGAGGAGGUGGCCCUCUGGCGCUCCGUCAUGGAUUUUCUCCAUGACGUGAAGGAGGAUGAGGAAGAAGAAGAGGAAGAAGAGGAAGAGGACGGGUUGAGUGAGGCGGCUGCUCUUGAGCAGGCAGCUGAUCUUGCUGCUCCUGCAGCGCCCACUACCGGAGCCACUGGGCCGGCUGCGGCUGGUGACAGCGCGCUGGCAGUGGCCGAGUUGCGCGAGAUGUACCGCCCGGAUCAGGAGCCGGUGGCGGACUAUACCUCACGCGAGUUCGGCCAGGUCGGUGGCGACUGGCACCCGACCAGGAUGGUUAGGCGCCUGCGGACCAGGUUUACGGUCGCAGCGCUUCAGGAGCGGGACGACGGCGAUGUCGCCGACGCCCAAUCCAGGCGCGGGCUCUUCGCCGCCGCGCCUGCCUUAUCUCCGCCUCCUGUGGCGGGCAGUACUGCGAAGGCGGCCAGCAAGGCGCCUCAGCCUGGGCUGGCAUCGGCCAGUCUUGGCGCCCCAGAGCAACUGGCGGCCAAGCUUGGCGCCUCUGCUAAGGAGCAGGCCCCUGCGGCCGCUCCGGGCGCAGAUGGGCUUGCCCGUGACGGGGACGCGUCUGUCGCCGAGGGCGGGCAGGCGGCUGACCUAGCCGCUGCCCUCAAAAAGCAGACAGAGGCCUUGUUUGAGGCUCUGUCUGCCCGCAAAUUCGAAGACGUCUGUGCCCUGGCGAAUAAUUGCCGCGGCAUGUCUGCGCGGGAAAAGCUUCUGGCCCUGCGGGCCCGUUGCAAAGGGUCACGGGCCAAGACCUACGCCAACGCCUAUAAGGCGGCGUGGAAGACCGGCGGGGUCUUGGAAGACCCGGAGUCGGUGUAUCUCCGCAUCAAGAAUAAACACUUGAUGUUCGGGCAUUCCCGCGAGGAGCGGGAGGUGCGCAUCGACGGAGAGCACCAGGCUCUCGUGAAGGGGCGGCUCAGUGGCCAUCAGUUCGAGCCCCUCUUCGAGGCCUCGGUGGCGGACCUCGAGUCGGUCGGCUUAGGCAAGACGGCUCGAGAGCUCUACCUGUCGUACCUUCGGAAGAUGCCCCCACAUAUCGAGAAGGAGGAUCCGGCAGGAUAA
Molecule: messenger RNA, 1266 nt
Organism: Symbiodinium sp. CCMP2456
Lineage: Eukaryota; Dinophyceae; Suessiales; Symbiodiniaceae
Source: the annotation of a GenBank genome assembly